CCCCCCCGGAUGGAAACUCUUAUCAUUGUACACCCUUCAGUACACACUACUGCCUUCAUUAUUUCUUACACUUAUUAUUAAUCAAACCUUUACCUAGCUAGAGUGAGAAACAGAAAUACAGCUGAUGAUGUCCAAUUAGUCAUAUCCUUCCAUUCUUCAUCACAAUUCUUAAUUACACUUCCAUAUUCUUCAUUUCUAUAUGGGAUUCUCUGCUAAGCCGGCUUCUGGCGAUUCCCGGCUCGGCUGGGGCGGCGCAGCCGCCGAGCGCACGCCGCCGUCGCAAACCGCCAUUAAGUGCCCCCGCUGCGGCUCCACGAACACCAAAUUCUGCUACUUCAACAACUACAACCGAUCUCAGCCUCGCCACUUCUGCAAGUCCUGUAAGAGGCAUUGGACUAACGGCGGCACUCUCCGUAACGUCCCCGUCGGCGGCAGCCGCAAGAACAAGCGUCCCAAGCUCUUCAAUUCCCCGACAACCUCAGCCGCCGCCGCCGAUCGGAACCUUAAAUAUCACUCCAACGGUUUGCCUUCGAUUGAUGAUGAUGAUGAUCAAAACAGCAUGGCGGGUAGAAUUCUUUUCCAGGCCCUGCUUCAAUCUUCACCGCCGAGUGGCGGCGCCGCCGCCGGUACUCCGGCGGGCUUGAUCAGUAUGGGCCAGAGUCAUCCCUCUGCAGAGUUCGAUUUCGCGUUCGAAUUCUCAUCAGGCUUUGAGACUAAUGCUUCUAUGAUUCCCACUUGUUAUGAUCAUCCGCCAAGUUUCGUCGAUUCGAUCGAGGAAUCGACCGUCACGAGUGUCGAUCUCAAUGCGAGCUGCAGCAGCGGGCCGCCGUGGCCGAGCCCGGAUACGAUCUGCAGCGCGCUCGACUUGCCCGAUUGCUGGAGCUGGAACGACAUCGAGGCGCUGACUUCUGCCGAUCUCGACGUCGCCGGCGCCGGCGCCGGCGAAAAUUCCGAUGGAAAGAUCAAGUAGUAAGGUUGGGUUGUGUUGUGAUUUUAGAUUGGAUUAUGGUCUGACAUUAACCAUUUUUAUGGAGCUUCUUAUUUGUACAGUUUGUUGUGUAUGUGUGUCUGAAAUCAGAGUUUGUCAUGUUUAUUAUGACAUAUAAUGUGUGGUUUGGUUUGAAGGCUAUCCGGCUUUUAUGAGUAUGUAAAAUUUCGUGUGUUUUGAGAUUUUGUGAGAGAAUGAAAAUUGGAGAUUGUAGAGCUGAGAAAGACAUCAAAUUUAUUAUUAUAGAUACGCAUAAGUAAUUGGCAUUCGAACUAUGUAAGAAAACCAAUCCAUUCUUUCAGCAAACAUAAAUCGAAUCAUCCACAUUUUAUUGUAGGGACAACAAACAAAUCAAUGAAUAUAUACCAUCCUCAAAAGCCAAAAAAAAAAAAAAAAAAAAAACAUCAAA
This is a messenger RNA of Andrographis paniculata, 1397 nucleotides long. RefSeq names its product dof zinc finger protein DOF1.4-like. The coding region runs from base 200 to 970 and encodes 256 amino acids. The record is from RefSeq and is a predicted model, not a curated record. The transcript has a single exon. Gene Ontology annotation, biological process: regulation of DNA-templated transcription. NCBI's taxonomy places the organism in Eukaryota, Viridiplantae, Streptophyta, Magnoliopsida, Lamiales, Acanthaceae. Gene Ontology annotation, molecular function: DNA binding; DNA-binding transcription factor activity.